Messenger RNA from Dovyalis caffra, 885 nucleotides. The record is from the annotation of a GenBank genome assembly. NCBI's taxonomy places the organism in Eukaryota, Viridiplantae, Streptophyta, Magnoliopsida, Malpighiales, Salicaceae.
AUGAUCUGUGCUAAGAAGCUCAUCAAAUUGGCAAGAAAAUGGCAGAUACUGGCUGCUAUUGAGCCAAAAAGGCUCACGUGGCCGCAAAUCAUUAGCAGUCUAGAUUCAGAUGACUGCAGCACAUCUUCAACAGCAGAGAAGGGUCACUUUGUUGUUUAUACAACUGACGAAAACCGCUUUUUGCUUCCGUUGGAUUACCUUAAAAAUGAAAUUGUUAGAGAGCUAUUUAAUUUAGCAGAAGAAGAGUUUGGAUUAACAAACAAUGGACCUCUUACAUUGCCAUGUGAUGCUGCCUUCAUGCAAUAUGCAAUUGCCUUGAUCCAGCAGAAUGUGGCUAAAGAUAUAGAGAAAGCAUUGCUGAUUACCAUAGCUAGCAAUGGAUGUUCAUCGUCUUUAUAUCCUCGUCAUCAAGAAACUCAAGACAACAUCACAAUGAUCAAUCCAAUGAAACUCAUUAAGUUCGCAAAAAAGUGGCAAAAACUAGCUGCCCUGGAGAGCAAAAGAAUUUCAAUACAAAGAAGCGGUGAAGAUGAAAACACAAACAACAAUGACAAGUCACCAGUGGCAGAUAAAGGCCAUUUUGUGGUCUACACGGUGGAUCAAAGGCGCUUCGAGUUCCCCAUUUCGUAUCUUAACAAUAACAUCUUUAGAGAACUCCUGGAGAUGUCCGAGGAAGAGUUUGGCUUGCCAAGAAAUGGUCCUAUAACAUUGCUAUGUGAUGCAAUGUUCAUGGAAUAUGCAGCUUCCUUGAUGCAACAAAAUGUUGAUAAAGAUAUGGAGAAAGCAUUGCUUAUGUCUAUAGCUAGUAGUAGUAGUAGUAAAUGCUCAUUGUCUUUUCGUUCUCUACAUCAAGAACAAAGUAGUCAGCAAUUGCUGGUUUGCUGA